Messenger RNA from Gallus gallus (chicken), 1936 nucleotides. It is a transcript of the gene WRB, whose product is annotated as tryptophan rich basic protein. The record is from RefSeq and is marked provisional. NCBI's taxonomy places the organism in Eukaryota, Metazoa, Chordata, Aves, Galliformes, Phasianidae. Gene Ontology annotation, biological process: tail-anchored membrane protein insertion into ER membrane.
GCGCGUGCGCGAAGCAUGGCGGAGAGCGGCGCCUGGCUGCUAGUGCUGAGCGCCGUGUUCCUCUGCAACGCGCUCAAGAUCCUGCUGCCCUCCUGCUCCUCCAUCGUGAGUGACGUCAGCGCCGCGCCCCGCUCCGCCUGGCGGCCAUAUCCAAGCUGUUGCAAAAGGAUGCGGAGCAGGAAUCCCAAAUGAGAGCUGAAAUUCAGAACAUGAAGCAAGAACUCUCAACCAUCAGUAUGAUGGAUGAGUUUGCUAGAUAUGCCCGUCUGGAAAGAAAGAUUAACAAAAUGACUGACAAGCUUAAGACUCACGUGAAAGCACGAACUGCCCAAUUAGCCAAAAUAAAGUGGGUUAUAAAUAUUGUAUUCUACAUCUUGCAAGCUGCCCUGAUGAUCUCUCUCAUUUGGAAAUAUUAUUCUGAGCCAGUUACAGUUCUUCCAAGCAAAUGGCUUGCACCAUUGGAGCGCUUGGUAGCCUUUCCUACAGGUGUGGCAGGUGGUGUUGGAAUUACAUGUUGGCUUGUGGUUUGUAAUAAAGUUGUAGCUAUCAUGCUACACCCUUUCAGCUGAAGAAAUCCCUGUAGUAUAUGGAGUCUAAACUACACUACCACAGUACAAAAAACACUUGUCUUUCAUGACGGACCAGGUUGGAGACACUUUUUGUUACUUUAGUUGGAUGUUGGGCAGUAUUGAUUUUACUCUUUCAUCUAUUUGUUCCUUGGUUUUAUGAUCAGCAGUUUUCAGAGAGCAGCAUUGCUAUUUAUAAAACCUCAUUUUGACACGUAAACAUUGAUUGGUGGCAGAACCUUAAGACUUUGUCAUGACAUACUCACAAAGGUCUUAAAGUGUUCUCUUUUUUCAACUGUUAAGUUGGAAAUGCACUGGCAUUAGUAAUUAUUUUUUGGAGCUUUGCUCUUUUGCUCUUAGUAUGGCAUUUUCACCCAAAGAUGUGAUUCCACUUGGUGACAAGUGGUAUUAAAUCAAGAUAGGUAGUUUGGUUGUUUUAGAGUAAAACAGAAUUAAUUUCCUUUUUUAACUAUAGAUUGGGUUAUUCUCAGACUAUCUUAGAAAAUAUCAGUGAUAUAUAUGGAGAACCAACUUCUUGUAUCUGAAGUGAAUUUCUCAAUUGCCAAAUGCAGGUCAGCUGGCCACUUCCACACUUUUUUUAAAUUCCUCAUGGAAGAAAAUUUUUUUUUAAUUCCUUGUGGAAUUAUUGAACACUUUUUUUUUUUAAUUUAUUUAUUUCCCCACUACUUUUACUGAUAACUGACCUUUCUUUCCUUGACAUAUUUUCUACUUCUCAAACUGAGCAAAUGUUGCUAAAAGCAUUUCCUUCCAUGUUUUGGGAAAAAAGGUCCAAUCAACCUUUCCAAGCUCCAUGUUAGGAAAGCAGAAGACAGCUCUGUUGCUGCAGAAAACGACAUCCCUAAAGCUUCAGCAUACGUUAAUGAUAGUAAUUCUUCCUAGUACCGCAGCUCUACAACAACAAAAAAGCUGUGUUAACUUCUGUGCUACCUGCAACCCUACCAUUGCUGUCCCAGCAGACAAAGCAGUGGAUUUAAAAAGUUCUAUAAUACCUCCUUGGACGUAGGGUUGAACAAAGCUUUUGCAGAUUUUGGCUUAGCUCAUGCUCCAUACAGUGUUGUGUUGUUUCAGGUCUUUUGCCCUGCUGCAGGAGGGUGCUGGAGUGCGUCCAUAUAAUUAGCACUGAUUUCAGAAUUAAUUCAAAAAAUGACACAUUUUCUGCAUGUCUGUGUGUAUGUAUUCAUUAAAUGUUGUUUUCUUAAAUGUUAUUUAAAAACUAAGUUGUUUUUAUCUUAGGGAUUGCAUUUAGCCAACAGUAAAGUGAAGGUAUUAAAUAUCAACAAGAAAAAAAGUCAAGAUUGAAUCUGUUACAUGUAAUUGUGUUUUUAUUUGUGAAAUAAAGUUUUACAGCC